Molecule: messenger RNA, 2366 nt
Organism: Ixodes scapularis (black-legged tick)
Lineage: Eukaryota; Metazoa; Arthropoda; Arachnida; Ixodida; Ixodidae
Product: homeobox protein Hox-C5-like
Exons: 3
Coding region: 123-1124 (333 amino acids)
Biological process (GO): spinal cord motor neuron cell fate specification; central nervous system development; neuron projection morphogenesis
Cellular component (GO): nucleus
Molecular function (GO): sequence-specific double-stranded DNA binding; DNA-binding transcription factor activity, RNA polymerase II-specific
Source: RefSeq, a predicted model, not a curated record
GAAGAAUCGGGCCGAGUACGAGAAACUGACGGAACCGCGGUUACUAUCGACGACGCCGACGUAGAAGUAGCGAGCCCGUCGCGUCGUCCGUCACGACGUGACCGGUCCGUUCGCAGAAGACCAUGGCGGACAUGUCGGCGUCUCCAACAGUCAAGUCCUUCUGCAUCGAGGCCCUCCUGGCCCGAGACAGCGCGACGCCGGUAUCCAAGUCUCCAGGAAGCUGUUCCGAAGGAGAACCCGGCUGCAGUCCUCCGCCCCCGGUGUCUGUGGCGGCUGUGGUGGCCUCUCAGGCUGGUAGGCUCUUGGGAGCGUUUCCCGGCUAUCCCGCUGCGGUGUUUGCCACCGCUGGAGGGCAUCCGCUGUACGGGCUCCCCGCCGGCGCCUUGCCGGGUGUCUUGCCCGGCCUGCUGCCUGGCAGCGCGUUCCAUCCGACGUUGUCUGAGCACGGCAUCAAGCCUCACGUGUCCCUGGACUGGCUAGCCCGGUCUGCAGGAUUCUACCAGAGGCCUGGAGACGUGACAGGUCAACCUCAGGCCGCAUUGCUGGGCAAGACACGGCGACCACGAACGGCGUUCACGAGUCAGCAGCUUCUGGAACUGGAGAACCAGUUCCGUAUGAACAAGUACCUGUCCAGGCCCAAGAGGUUCGAAGUGGCCACCAAUCUCAUGCUCACCGAGACGCAGGUGAAGAUCUGGUUCCAAAACAGGCGGAUGAAGUGGAAGCGCAGCAAAAAAGCCCAGCAGGAAGCCAAAGCCCGGUCUGCGGACAAGAACGCCGACCAGUGCCAACCGCAGCACACGCAGCAGACCCAGUCCCAGUCGUCCCUGCCGUCCUCCCAGCCCCAGACGACGACGCCCAGUCGCCAUCCUCCUCACCAUCGACCGCCCAGCAUGAUCGUGUCCAGCUCGGAAUAUCCGGACUCGCCAACGUCCAGAGACCUGCAACUACGACUGCCGCCGACAGACACCGAGAGCAUGUCGUCACGUGGCAACAGCGACGGUGAACCCGACAUGGUUCUCAGUUCCGGUGUAGACUCUACCAACAUGGCGCUGUCCCUGUGUUCGCCGCAAGGGGCUCACCAUCACCGAAACGCUGAUCUCAUCUACCGACCGUACGUCGUGUGACACGUCGUCCUCCUCGCCGCCGUUGGUAGGUAGAAACAUCCGCCAGAAGACGUCAUCACCACGGGCAUCGAGUCGUCCUAAGACACCUCACUGAACAGUGACCAUUUACAAGUUCCUGCCAAUCCUGCUAGUCGCAAUUCGUCGAGCACCGAUGAUCUCAAGAUGUGGGUUUGAAGAUGAAAUGUUUCUUAUUACGUGACAUCACGUGAACACCUGACACAAAGAAAAUCAAUGACAACCAGAGGAGCUCAUGUGAUGAACUUGGCAUGACGUUCGUCCUUCCUGGUUCUCUGUGCGCAUCGUUGGUUUCAACGUCUCCGGCACUUGGACAUGGUGCAUGUGUAUGACUUUAGAAACUUCUGGUGGUGUGGUGCGAUUCUAGUCAGCAAGAUCAGAGGCAACAAGAUGAGCGACGGGCCUGUUCCAUCUGGAAUCCUGGGGCAUCGAUGGCGUCUUUUGAGUAUUCAUCAUCAGGGUAUGCGACACGCAACAAAGAAGACUUGUUGGGCCCUUCGAUUUUCAUCAUCGUGAGUGCUGCGCGCCGCGCUGACGAAAACGACAAGCCUUUCGCCAUUUCUUUUCCUACCUAAAGUCGGGUCCUGCAAAUGUUCAGUUGCCACCGGUGGAAUGCAAGUGCCCUCAAAUGCAUUUAGAGCUUCUGGCCAUUCACUCAGGCUUGAGUGGAACUCAGUUUUUCGACUACAUCAUAGGCUGUGUCGUGAAGUUAGUUAUUUAUUAUAUGAGUUCUUAUUGAAGCUUAGGAGCAAAUCACGUAUGCAUUCCUGGAUGACGGAAGGUACACAAGUUAGAAUAAAAGCUUCGCUAUGCUAUAACACACCAGCAUGUGCAAUACAUAUAGGCCGCGUACCAGAUUUGGGGGAUAAAUUCAGCACAACGUACAAUACGCUAAGACAAAACAUACAAAAGUGAUCGAUUCCCAUAAAAGAUGUCAGACGUACCUCAAGUUGUGUUAUAUUAAACCAGUAUGGGCAGUUCUUAAAGAUUUUAUUUUAGAGAUCUUUUAGAACACAUUGAAAUGUUCAAAACGAGCACGAUCAGCUGUAAACUUGCGAGUUCCAAGUGACCUUUCAUGCAGACGUCUACUGACGCCAAGAUGAUUUAUGUGGACUGUCUAUGUGACGCAUGCGCUAAGGCAACCAGUUUCAAAUGACUCAUUAGCAUCGACAUCAUCGCAUACCUCAAACUGUACAUAGUUGUUCAUUAAAUGUUCUUCUAGAGGUA